Molecule: messenger RNA, 4729 nt
Organism: Magallana angulata
Lineage: Eukaryota; Metazoa; Mollusca; Bivalvia; Ostreida; Ostreidae
Exons: 4
Coding region: 2958-4421 (487 amino acids)
Source: RefSeq, a predicted model, not a curated record
CAUACCGUAUAAAGAAUGUUGCCUACGUUAUAGUAAGACUAACGUCAAAAACGUAUCAAUACGCCUGAUGUUACGUUUGAAUUUUGUACAGUUUUACGUCAUUUUAAAGGUCAAAUGACCGUUUAUAUCUACGAUGAAAAGUAAAAAAAUAAUUAUAAGCAAUGAAUUCAAUAUUUAUUAGUUUUAUACGAUAUAAAAUGGUUUGAAGCAGUUUACGCUUUUUUAUAAACCGGCCUCUUCAGUAGAUUUAAACUAAGUAAACAAGAACAUUAUGACAUCAAUCUCGUGACGUUAGGUAGGCAACGUUAUACAAAUAGUUGAAGUCCAGUGGACUUUAAUCAUUAAGGAUGAAUUUAAUUUCUACCUAUGUUAUACAAUAAGACAUAACUUGGGGCAGUUUACGCUUUAUAAACCGCGAAGCGGUUUAUAAAAAAGCGUAAACUGUUCCAAGUUAUGUUUUACUCGUACAACAUAGGUAGAAAUUAAAUUUAUUCCUUAUAAUUUAAUUUUCUACUAUUUGAAUUAGAUCAUAAGGCCCAUUAAUUAGUUAAAAUAUGUUAAUUUGUACAAAAUUUAAACGUAACGUCAAGCGGAUUAAUACGUUUUGCACGCGCGUCUUAUUGUGACGUACGCAAGUUAUGCUAUACGAUAUAUAUGAAUUUGUUUAGCCAAUCAAAUAAGGCGUUACAAUCAGAAUUAAAUUAUUUAUAAUUGUGUUGACUCUUUUUAUGCACUGUAUAAUGUUUUGACGUCACUAUGUUUUGACGUCACAAUCACGUCUUCAACAAGUUUGUAUAAGUUAAAGUUAUAUAAAUUUGAAAUAUAUAUAUAUAUUCCAAAAAGAGUGAAAGGUGAUAUCACACAGUAUAAAUAAUCAAAAAAAGAAAAAGAAAAUGAACAGUUCCAAAGUCUCUAUUCGCGUCAGCGGGUUAUGUAAAUUUUUCCUGCAAUGAUCGCUACCUUCAUAACCCGCAUGAAUCAUAAAAGAAAGCAUUUUAUUGUUUAUAUUUACAUCUUUCUUUAACUAACUGAUAAAUUGAUUAUGAAAAGUUAGUAAAAUUCACAAAAUUACUGUUAAUGUACACAAGUACGUUAGCUAAAAGAAACAGCAAAAUUGUCUCCUCUGAGACUUGAGUCUGGCAUCAUCAAGAUUAUUUCGUGCAGUCCGUGAUUUUACUUAGGUCGCUGUAGCUUCAGACCAAUCGAUAAACAGGGCGUUACAAUUUCUGUCCUGUCACUAUCAGCCGAUGUAGAUUUCGACCAAUUUUUUAAAUUUAGAAUCAGGAACAGUCAUGCAUCGGUAUAAUGAAAUUUUAAAGCUGCUUGGUCCGAUUUUAUAUAAAAUUUUACGCACGCUUUUAAACGAUGGCUAUGCUUAGUAUAUGUAUAAUAAUAGACAUUGCAGUAGUUUUACCCGUCCAAUACAUAUGGGAUAAAAGUGUGAAAAUACGUACAAAAUUUGCUAACAAAACAAACGACAUUAAAAGGUACCGCGUUAUUUCGCCUCAUGUUAAAUUUCACCCCUGACGACGAGACGGAUAUGGUUGUAUUACGACUUUGACAUCGCUUUAAAUAAAGGUCGAAAUGAUCAGACAAAUUACAAAUAAACAUGUGUACGUUUUGUUCGUUAAUAUUUCCAAAGUCUGCUAUCUUUACCAUCGAUGCAUAGCAUGCGGGUUGAAUAACCCCAAUCAUUCGGGGGACGAAACCAAGCGGUUUCCUUUUGUAAACAUUCCCGUGAUGCAUUUUGGUUUGUUUUUUCGUUUGCCCAAAGAGAAAUAAUUUUUAUUUACUUUGAAUAUUUCUAACUUUGAAAGGAGACUGAUUCUGCUGGUGUAAAUAGGAGAAAGCCCAUAACUUUCUAAGAUAAAUGAUUUGUAUGGAAAAAAUUUUGAUAAUGUAAUUACAAAAAAAUCGGACCAAGCAGCUUUAAUGUAUAGAAUGGAAUUGAAAAUGUGAAUUUUGUAUUCAACUCCUAGACUAUCGGGUAUGAGUGCAUGAUAAAUUCAAAAGGUGGCUUAAUAAUCAUUCAAAGCCUAUUAAGAUAUAUCUGGCUGUAAUUAUGUCUGGUCAUACCUAGUAGCUGGGAUUUUGAAUACAAAUGGGUAAGAUGCCUCUGACUGUUUUCUAUUGUAUUUCAGAGACUUCAAUGCGAGGAAACAAACCACUGAUUUGUAUAUAUCAUAAAUUUUUUUUUAAGAAUCCCAAGUCUUGUUUAAGGAUAUUUUUAAUAUUUAAUUUUAACGUAUUUCAAGCUAUUAUGUAAGACUACCCUUUAGAACAGAGGAUUAUUGUCAACGAUUAAUGAGGCGAUUCUCGUAGAUUUUCAUUCAAUCACAUAUGCAAAAUUUACCAAAAAAUCUAUUUUUUUCGGAGUUUUCUUUAAGACUGAGAACAAUAGUAUACAACAUACUAACAUACCAUCUAGAUUCAAUGAAUACAGUAAAACAUGUUUUUAUGAAUAAAUGGCCCUACCAAAAUAAAGAACUGAGUAUUUGGGUUUUGGGGGGACAUAAAUCUAAAUCUUUACAUGAAUAUAGAUUAUAUGACAAUUCAAGGAACCUGACACUCUCAAUGACGAUAUAUAUUCUAUGAUGUCUGUCAUGUGAUCAAUAAAAGUCACAUGACCACGCCCUGUCUACCCUUAAUAAAAAGAAGAUUUUUUUAAAACAUGAAAUCAUUAAUAACAAUCAGCUAUGGAAGAAAUUAUAUUUAAAAAAACAGGUACUGGAAUCAAACACAAGGUACUGACUAUAUGAUUUAUGGAUUUGAGUAUUACUUUCAAACUGAAUGAAAUAUAAAUUACACAUCUUAUAUUUGUAUGUUAAAUCACUUCUUCAAUUCUUUAGGAUGGACAUAAAGGUGGUUCUUUAUUGGGGAGGAAAGUUCCAAGCUUCACACAUAGUCAGAUUUACUUUGACUUUGUGCCACCGGCUCUGAACUAUUUCGAGUAUACAAUGAAAGAACUCGCAAGCAUUGAACAGUCCCUUAACCGUAUUGGUGGAAAACAAUAUUCGGAACUCCCUGUAUCUGAUUAUUUGUCCUUUAAAUUUGUUUAUCCAGAUUAUAUGGACAUAACAAAUGCAUCACUGGCCCUGUUUGAUGCGGAACCAGAAGAACAAGAUGAUGAAGACAAUAAAAGUAGAAUAGUUGUUGUUUAUUUGGAUAAAGAAAUGACAUUUGAAAUGCUGAAGGAGAUAACGAGUACUACAACAUUGCCAGUGACACUCGGAGAAGACGUGUAUCUUUGUGUCGCUGUCCAUUCAGAUCACUUUCUGCAAGACUGUAACACGCUUGAAAGUAUAAUGGCGACAUUUCUUGGAAGGAGACCCAUAGUUUUAGAUGCAGAUACUGAAAUGAAACAACUUUACGCUAGAUUUAAGAGAUUAUCAAGACAGGUUCUUAACAAAAUAGAGAAUCUGUAUCAAAAUGUAGUAAUGGAGUACGGUGAAGAGAAAACAAAUGUGCAGGUCGUAGCAAAACGACUUUCUAAACUGCGGCAAUUGAACAACCCCAAAAAGAUCAAAGGAAUUAAGGAUGCAUCUUUUGAAACAAAAGAUGAGUUAUCAAGUUUAAGAGAGAAAGGGCUAAUAGGAUAUACUAUGGAGAAUGAGACUCUUGUUUUAUGCUUUAACAUAAGGCCGUUUAACCAAAUUUCCGAAGAUAGCAUGAUUCUAAACAACAUCAAACGGGAAUUUCCUAAGACAAAAGUUAUUUACGUACGCAAAUUGUAUUCUCUCCACAACGGAAUUACGUCUGGUGAAAAGUUGCAUCCGCUUAGAAAUAAACCAGACCGUUAUGGAACUGUGGGAAUGAUAGGUUCUUUUCGCCCCAAAACUGGUGAAAAAUCAACAAUGUGUUGUAUUUCAAGUCCACAUGUCAUCUCUGCUGACGAGACAGCUUUUUUCAAAGAUGCAGAAGUACUACUUGGAACUUGUAUUUGGCCUCAAGCUGUUCCAAACCACGAAGUAAAUGUGCAAGAUAUUUCUGUCAUUUCUUUAGAAAAACGUAUUCAUAUUUGUAGAAGACAAUCGGGAGAAGUUAAACUAUUUAAAGAUUCGGACCGUCAUCGAUUAGAUAAAAGAAAAGUGUUCAAAUUCGGAGCCACCACGGAUGAAACGAUGGGAUUUGUAUGCAAAACAGAUUUUGUUUUAGAGUUAGGUGAAACACCAAUCAAUGUGUUUUUAAUAGAACCAUAUGAAAAAAGCAACGAAGAAUCAACAUUUUCUAAACCCGGUGACAGUGGUGCCGUUGUCCUGACAAAAUUUGGUCAACGUGUUGAAGCUUUUUCCAUGAUCUUUGCUGGCGAUGUUAACAUCCCAGAGGUUGCUAAAAAUAACACCAUUGCUAUAGAGUUGAAGCACGCCGUAGACAAAUUCGAACACUCUCAUGGUACAAUUCUUAAACUGAAUACUCUGUAAGCAUCAAAAGCAAUGUUAUUGUAUAGACCAGGGUUGAAUCUCAAGACUGAAGCACUUUUGAUUCUUUUCGUGAGAGCAGAAAUUAGAGUUAAUGUAACCACCAGUAAUUAGACUAAAUAAUGUUAAUAGUGAACUAUUUUUGAUACAUACACGUCAAAUAAUGUAUAUUUUAAUUGAAGCAACAAAUAUAUUUUAUAUUUUCAACAUUUUUACAUUGUGAUAGUGAACUAUUGUCGAUACAUGCACGUAUAUUUAAUGUGAAUUUAGAAUAAUCUGUACACAGUAUUAAUAAAUUGAACUUUGCUGUG